CCCUGGCUCCCAACUGGUUAUCAUCUGGACGCGAAACAAAAGUCGAGCACCUGAUAAGGAAAUCUGAAGCGCGCACUAUGAGAACUCGCCACAACAAAAACAAUAAAGUCGGCAUUAGCAAUAACAAUAACAGUAGCGGGGGCAUUAUAAGCGAAAUGGAUAAGUCGAUCCGCCGCCGACAGCUUCGAGUAACGACGUCCAACAAUCAGUGAUCGACGAGGCGAGCGCUGCGAAACAUGUCAGCGCCUUCAGAGCAGAUAGCCGGAGAGGCAGAAUCUGCCGACGCCGAGCUGGUGGACACUAGUCCUGGGGAUUCACCAGCCACAUCCCCGAUCCGAUCCGAAGCCGUUUUUAUUGCCGCCUUGGACGUUGGCACCACCUGCGUGCGGUGCUUUGUCUUGGACGAGAGAUGUGCCGUCAGGGGAUCGGCAGUGGAUGCCGUGAAGCUGUUGAACCCGCAGCCGGGCUUUUUUGAGAUCGAUCCAGAGGUCCUAUGGCGAAAAAUUGUAAACGUUAUAAACCAGGCAGUACAGAAUGCCAAACUGAAGCCUACGGACAUCAGCUGCCUGACGAUAUCGACGCAGCGCUGCACUUUCCUGACAUGGGACCAUCUGAGUGGCGAGUACUACCACAACUUUAUCACCUGGAAGGAUCUGCGUGCCGAUGAGCUUGUGGAGCAGUGGAACACCAGCUGGACCAGGCGCACCAUGAAUGGGUUUUCCUAUGCCCUGUUUCUGCUCACCCGACAGUCGCGAUUCCUUGCCGGGAGCGUGCUGAAGCUAAUGAAUGGCCAAGUGACGCCAAGACUGCUCUACGAGAUUUUGAAUAAUAAGCGACUACGCCAUGCCCUUAGCCAGAAGAAGGCUAGGGUGGAGUUGCUCGACUCGUGGAUCCUAUACAAACUGAGGUCGGGCAAUGGAAAAGACACCGAUGUAGAGCACAUAACUGAUGUUACCUCCAGCACGGCCACGGGGCUAUAUGAUCCUUUCACACUCAGCUGGUCACCGCUGAUAAGUUGGCUUUUUGGCCUAGAUACUAAAAUACUGCCACGCGUUGUAGACAACGGCUAUAAGGGCUAUGGACAUGUACAUCCAUCGGCAUUGGGUCCGGAAUGGACCACAACACGAGUCCCAAUAGCAGCCUCGCUCAGUGACCAAACAGCCGCCAUGUGGGGAUCCCAGUGUUUCGCGAAGAACGAUGUCAAAGUCACCAUGGGCACAGGAGCCUUUCUAAAUUUGGUCACUGGCUCCCAGUGCCAUGCCGCCAUUACGGGGAUGUAUCCCCUGGUGGCCUGGCAGAUGCAGAAGAAAGCCAUCUACUGCAUUGAGGGAGCGUCUCAUGAUUUUGGGACCGUGGUCACCUGGGCGCAGUCCUGCGAGCUCUUUGCAGACCCAAAGGACACGGCCGCCAUGGCAGAAUCCGUUGCGGACACAAAUGGAGUAUUCUUUAUGCCCGCUUUUAGUGGACUGGGACCCCCGGUGAACGAUUAUCGAUCGGCUACUGGGUUCAUUGGACUCACGCCAUCCACGACAAAAGCACAUAUGGUAAGGGCUCUGCUGGAAAGCAUUGUCUUUCGUCUGGUUCAAUUGAUUGAGGCGGCCGAGCAGGAAACCUCCCAGAAGCUGGAAAUCAUAAGGGUUGAUGGUGGCGUUUCGCGGAAUGACUUUGUCUGCCAGUUUCUGGCCGAUCUCAGCCAGCUUCAGGUGGAGAGGGCCGAGAACUCCGAGAGCAGUAUAAUGGGAGCAGCUUUCAUGGCUGGCAUUAACCAUGGCAUUUGGGACAGUGUCGAGGAUCUGAAGUGUUUCCGGCAGGUAGAGCGGGUUUUCAAUCCGCGGAGAAAAGUCUACGACACAAUAGUAUCCCGUAUGGAUAAAUGGAGUCGAGCAAUCGAACGCUUCAGCGACUGGUACUAAAUUACUGUACGGUUUUUUGUAUUUUCGUUACGCACUAAAGUCAUUAAAUACUUAGAAGGCUAGGAGUAGUAAA
Drosophila ananassae is the source of this 1986-nucleotide messenger RNA. Its product is annotated as putative glycerol kinase 5. The record is from RefSeq and is a predicted model, not a curated record. Gene Ontology annotation, molecular function: kinase activity. NCBI's taxonomy places the organism in Eukaryota, Metazoa, Arthropoda, Insecta, Diptera, Drosophilidae. Gene Ontology annotation, cellular component: mitochondrion. Gene Ontology annotation, biological process: glycerol metabolic process; triglyceride metabolic process; glycerol-3-phosphate biosynthetic process. The coding region runs from base 237 to 1913 and encodes 558 amino acids. The transcript is spliced from 6 exons.